AUGUCCAUAACGACACAGUUUACAUCCAGAGGGUAUGCCCCCUGGAGAUUGAACGAAUCCCUGCUGCGCGAUGAUACCUUCCGCAAUUUCAUCCAAAAAGAGCUCACAGAAUAUUUUUCCACAAAUAACAACAACGAAACUUCCCCUAUAACGAUUUGGCAAGCUCACAAAUCAGUCAUGCGAGGGCUCCUCUUAAGCCGCGCAUCAUUCCUUAAAAAGCAAGCACAAAAAGAACAAAUUACGAUCCUAAGAGACCUUAGAGACGCCACAGCACAACACUAUAUACAACCUACAGACACCCUAAUGGAAAAAAUUGAGAACCUGACGGAUCAACUAAACACAAUAGCAAUGUCAAAAACAUCAUACAUGAUGCAAAAACUCAAAAUACGAAACUACAACCAGAAUAACAAAACAGGCAAACUACUUGCCACACAAUUAAGACUCAGAUACGCCCAAAAUAAGAUCCCAUACAUCUUAACCACAGAGGGGAAAAAACUGUACAAUCCACAAAACAUAGUUGAUGAACUAGCCAAAUACUACACUACACUCUAUAAUCUAAAAACAGACGCAUAA
Molecule: messenger RNA, 573 nt
Organism: Pelobates cultripes (western spadefoot toad)
Lineage: Eukaryota; Metazoa; Chordata; Amphibia; Anura; Pelobatidae
Source: the annotation of a GenBank genome assembly